Molecule: messenger RNA, 453 nt
Organism: Populus nigra (black poplar)
Lineage: Eukaryota; Viridiplantae; Streptophyta; Magnoliopsida; Malpighiales; Salicaceae
Product: chaperone protein dnaJ 20, chloroplastic-like
Exons: 1
Coding region: 1-453 (150 amino acids)
Cellular component (GO): chloroplast
Source: RefSeq, a predicted model, not a curated record
AUGGUUCAGAAAACAAGGUCAAGGCAAAAAUCCUAUAAGCACAAGACAAACAUAUGCAAGAAUGAAGUAGCAUUUCGGAAAAAGAUAAACUUUUAUGAAGUUCUUUCUCUUGGAUCACAUAAUGCAGGGUUUGAUGAGAUCAAGAAAGCUUAUAGAAGCAUGGCUCUACAAUACCACCCAGAUGUAUGUACUCCAUCAGCAAGAGAAGAGUCCACAAAGAGGUUUGUUGAGCUUCAAAAGGCUUAUGAGACAUUGUCUGACCCGGUUUCUCGUACAAUGCAUGAUUAUGAGUUGGGCUUGGUUAAUUCUGGAGGAUUUGCAUUUGAAGGGAUGCCGUUGGAGGAUAGGAAGAACAGGUUUCCAAGGGAAGUGUGGGAAAGGCAACUGCAUGGAUUGCAGCAACGAUCAUAUGCCCGAAUGGAGAGGAGGAACAAUAAAUACAUGCAAAGUUAG